CAGAUCUUCUUGGUUAGUGUUCAUUUCCAGUUAUGAAUUUGAAUAGAUUUGUAGAAAUAUUAAUUAGAUUAAAUUGAAAAUUAUACAGUUCACAAUGUCAGAGGAAAUUCAGGAAUUUAAAUUGGAACCCGACCAAGAGCUCCGUUUCGAAGUUGAAUCCAAAACGGCCAAAGUAUAUCUUAGUCUUCGUUCAGGCCAAGCAGAAGUGUUUGGUACAGAAAUUGUGAAAGGAAAAUUGUAUGAAUUCAUAGCUGGCGCCAAAAUUGCCGUUUUCACUUGGUUCGGUUGUACUUUAGAAAUACGCGGCCAAACUGAUGUAAUUUAUGUUGCGAAGGAAACACCUAUGGUAGUAUAUUCAAAUUGUCAUGCAGCCUUAGAAAAUAUGAGAAUGGAAGCAGAAAAAGAAAAUAUUAAAGGACCAACUGCAAUGAUUGUAGGUCCUUGUGAUGUAGGAAAAUCUACUCUUGCCAGAAUAUUAUUGAAUUAUUCUGUUAGAGAAGGAAGGAGACCUAUACUUGUAGACUUAGAUGUUGGGCAGGGCUCAAUAAGCGUUCCAGGUACAAUUGGAGCUCUAUUAAUAGAAAGGCCAGCAUCAAUAGAUGAAGGAUUUGCCCAAGAAGCCCCUUUAGUAUUUAAUUAUGGACAUAAAAGUCUUGAUAAAAAUCCAGCUCUGAUGAAUGUUCUCGUUACUCAGUUAGCUGCAUCUGUUAAAGAAAAGUUAGAAGUUAAUAAGAGAGCUAGAGCUUCAGGUGUUGUAAUAAACACUUGUGGUUGGGUGAAAAACGAAGGCUAUAAAAUGAUUCUUAAUAAUUCCAAAGUAUUUGAAGUAGAUGUAGUCUUAGUUUUGGAUCAAGAAAGGUUGUACAAUGAGCUAGUACGAGACAUGCCAGAUUUUGUCAAAGUUAUAUUUCUCCAAAAGAGUGGUGGAGUAGUUGAAAGAUCGAAAAAUGUGAGAGCAGAUUCAAGAAACCAAAGAAUUCGUGAAUAUUUUUAUGGAACACCUAAAAACUCCCUGUACCCUCAUUCCUUUGAAAUCAAAUGGUCUGAUUUGAAAGUUUAUAGGAUUGGAGCUCCACCUUUACCAGACUCAUGUUUACCUUUAGGGAUGAAACCAAAGGACCAUAUGACAAAAUUAGUACUGCUAACACCUAAUGCAGGACUAUUGCAUCAUUUAUUAGCUGUUAGCUUUUCUGAAGACGAAGAGGAAAUUAUAAAAACACAAGUAGCGGGAUUUGUUUGUGUGACAAAUAUUGACACAGAGAGACAAACAGUAACAUUACUGUCACCGCAGCCUAAGCCACUACCAAAUAACGUUUUGGUAUUAUCCGAUUUACAAUUUAUGGAUAGCCAAUAACAUAAAUUAAUUUUAUCCCAUAUAUGAGGUUUAUGUGGGAUAAAGUUGAAAUUGUGAAUAGCAUUCAUUCAGUUCGCACAAUAAUUUUAAAAACUACAGAAUACUUAAGGAAAUUCAUUGUAAUAUUUGCUCAACUUAUGGAAUCUCCAGCAUUGAAGGUAUAAUUGAUUACCAAUUCCAAAUGGACUUCAAUAGAAGAGAUAAAAGGGAGACUAGUUUAAACCCGAUACAACUACUAAACAGAAUAUUAUGCAAUUUCAUUAUUGCAAAGCAAACUAAAAGGAUCAUAUUCUACACAUUAUCAGAAAUAUUGUGACAGAGUUGAAGACAAAGAGAACAGAUGGAGAAUAUUCACUUACCUUGCGAUGGUGCAUAAAGAGUAGUAGAUGUAGGCACCCUGUAUAUAUGUAUAUUUAUCUAUAAUGUGGAAAAUGAUUAGGCAGGUCAAUUUUUGUAAUUUUUUUUAGCAAUAAAUGAAAUUACUUUUG
Molecule: messenger RNA, 1842 nt
Organism: Harmonia axyridis
Lineage: Eukaryota; Metazoa; Arthropoda; Insecta; Coleoptera; Coccinellidae
Gene: cbc
Product: protein CLP1 homolog
Exons: 1
Coding region: 95-1354 (419 amino acids)
Biological process (GO): tRNA splicing, via endonucleolytic cleavage and ligation
Cellular component (GO): nucleus; mRNA cleavage factor complex
Molecular function (GO): polynucleotide 5'-hydroxyl-kinase activity
Source: RefSeq, a predicted model, not a curated record